GUUGUUGGAUAAUAGUAUACACCUUUUGCACCGUGUAGAUCCUAUAGCUAGAUCUCUUGCCUAUUCUUAUGAUCAAUACAAUCUUGUUGGAUAAUAGUAUUGUGGUUGUGACAGUUUCCUUGUAGUUUGCUUGAAUUUGUGCAAUCUUUUUGGAUUCUUUGCAGUUAUUCAUAUAUCUCGGGGGAGGGGACCUAUUAAUAGGCUAUGAUGAUGGUUAUAGUGCUGGUAGGUCACUAGUGUAUUAGGGGACCCAUCGAUAUGGCGGGGUAAUCCUCAUUCAGAUGACCAUAUUGCAGUUUGUGGUACUUUCCACAAAAGGCAAUUGGGGUUCGAGUGGGGUUUUGCAGCCAUUCGAUGUUCGCCACCUUACUUACGCAUGCUGAGCAUAUUUACACCAUUCUGAGCCCUUUGUCAUAUUAAAUUAUGUUAUAUUAAUAAUGUGGAGCUGGAUGGGGAUGCUCUUAUAUAAAUUUCCAUGAUCUGCAUGCUGAUGAUGUUGGUGUUUUGUAUUAUGUUCUGAUAACUGAAUAAAUGUAUAAACUCAACCCCCUCGGCUGUGAUGAUGACAACCGCAUGUAGGGAUACAUCAUAUAGAUUGCCAUCUCCUCAGUGGCUAGGUAACCCGGACGGCAUCCAAGUAGUGGCAACCGGUUGUUGCAGCCAUGAGUGGGUGGCAAUCUUAUCUUUUGUAACCCAUUCGGUUCCUGAGCCUUGAUCAAAAACCAAACAUUGUGGUGAUAUCUUUUCUAAUCUCUAUAUAUUUUUUUAGAGAUGGAUUCACAAGACUUGACUAGUAUGUACUUCACGAACCUCCUUAGUCAAGAUCCUCAAAUCGACCCCACUUACGGUGGGCAAAGUGGAAGUUCUCCGUUAACCCUGCAUGACUCUCCAACCCAACCCCCUAACGAGCCCAUCGGUGUUAGGAAAUCAGUGAGGGGUGCGAAUUUCACCCCCGAAGAAGACAAAUUACUUGUCUCCGCUUGGCUAAAUUGUAGCCUUGAUGCCGUUCAGGGAACAGAUCAAAAACACUCCCAACUCUGGGAAAAAAUUUUUGAGUACUUCCAGCAAUUUAAAGAAACCACAACUGAGCGGACAAUAAAAUCUCUAAUUCAUCGGUGGUCGGUUAUCCAAAAGGCCACGAACAAAUUUUGUGCGAAACUAGCCCAAGUUGAAGGGUUAAAUCAGAGUGGCAUGACCGACCAAGACAAGUUCGACAAGGCCAAGGUUAUGUACCAAGCGCUAGAGAAAUGCUCUUUCCAAUUUGAGCAUUGCUGGCACCUGUUGAAGGACCAACCUAAGUGGAUUUGGCGCACCACAAAGGAGGAUCCAAAACGAAGGAAGACGAUGUCCCCAUCCCCGACCCCAACUCGAUGUUCUGGCGCUACAAUUGAUUCAGCUUUUGAUAUGGAGGCGGAUGAAGUCAUGGAAAAUGAAGUUAUCGAGCUGGACCGACCAAUUGGGAGGAAAGCUGAGAAAGGAAAACGAAAGGCCCAAAGCAAGCAAGCAGAGGAAAAUUUCCAACUCAGGAAGAUGAAGUAUACUCUUUUGGAGGAGUCACGCGCUCAGGAGAAAGAGUUUUAUCGAAUGAAGGCCGAGAAGAUGGAGUAUGACAAGGAAAAAGAGGAAAAAAAAUUACGCCUUGAGGAUGAACGACUGAGGUUGGAGGCCGAGAAGAUGGUAAUUGAGAGGGAAAAGGAGCUCGCCAAAAUUCGUCAUGAGGACGAAAGGUUAAGGUUGGAGGCGCAGAAAGUGGAGCUAGCCACGAAAGAAAGUGAUCAGCGCAUUAUGAUGAUGGACGUGAGUGGCAUGCCUGAACUGCAGCGGUUAUACUUCCAGCAACUCCAGAGGGAAAUCAUGGCGAGACGCAGUACUUCUCAAGAUUGAACUUCUUGUUUUUUAAUAUUACCAAAUUCAGUUGGCCAUCUUAUUUUUUGUUCUGAACAAUGAUAAAUGUAUAAAAAACAUGUGAUUGUAUUUUUUAACAUUAGUAUUGUAGCUUCAAUAUGCUUGUGCAAGUAAUAUGUUAUAAUAAUUUUUAU
Molecule: messenger RNA, 2039 nt
Organism: Carya illinoinensis
Lineage: Eukaryota; Viridiplantae; Streptophyta; Magnoliopsida; Fagales; Juglandaceae
Exons: 2
Coding region: 772-1884 (370 amino acids)
Source: RefSeq, a predicted model, not a curated record